Messenger RNA from Meloidogyne enterolobii, 1298 nucleotides. The record is from the annotation of a GenBank genome assembly. NCBI's taxonomy places the organism in Eukaryota, Metazoa, Nematoda, Chromadorea, Rhabditida, Meloidogynidae.
GAGAAAAUGUUGGGUUGAUGCAAGCCUUAGCAGACGCCGGUUCCUCGCUUCGGUAGCCUGCGGGCGGUACUUGUACUUGUGUAUGAUUAGGGUACUCAGUUUUGCUUUGUACCCGGCCAUACAACUCGAAGUGGCAGGUUGUAUCCGGUUGGAGUUUGUUGAAAAAGGUAUUUUAUUUUUCUAUUACAAAGAGAGUGCAAAGGGGUAAAAUUUAGUCUAACCGGAGACAGAAUUUUAGCUUGUUUUUGACUGUUUUUCGAGUUUUUUUUUCAUUUUUAAGAUAAAAGAUGACUUAUUCCUUAUAUUCUAAUUCAUUUACCACUCAUUUAUACUUCAAAUUUUUAAAAAGAAUAUUAUUAUCUCGUUCAUUUUGUUCAGACAUUUCAACUCCCCAAAAAGACCAUCAACAACUUUCAACAGUAAAUUUGGCUUACGAUUUACAUUUGGGCACUUUUAAACGAAAUGAAGAUAAAAUCGAAGCAACAAAUCCAUUAAUUAUUACACACGGCAUUUUUGGGCAUAAACAAAAUUGGCGUUCAGUGGCUAAAGCUUUGCAAAGGGAACUUGAUAAUUUUGUGUUUGUUGUCGAUAUGAGAAAUCAUGGAGAAUCUCCGCAUACCUCAGAAUGUAGUUAUCAGCUAAUGGCCGCGGAUUUACGUGAAUUUAUUCGAAAAGAAGUUUUGAGCCGUUCUAGAUUUAAAACUGUUUUUUUGCUUGGGCAUUCAAUGGGAGGGAAAAUGUCUGCAGAAUUUAGUUUGCAGGAUGCUGAGUCUUCUACCCCUCUACUCGAGAAAUUAAUAAUUGAAGACAUUUCCCCCACCAAAACUUCAACUCCAACUUCAAAUAAUUCUGAAUUUAUUAAUGCUUUAAAAUCUGUGGAUUUGCACCAAACUAGGUCUGAAAUUGAUAAAUAUUUGAAAAAGCAAAUUGUUGAUGAUGAUAUUAGAGCUUUUCUUUUGACGAAUUUGUUUAAACCGAGAGGUGGCCCAUUCCAUUGGCGAUGUAAUUUAACUUCAUUAGAAUUAAAUUUAGACCAUUUAUUAAAUUAUUCAAUUAAAAUAAAUAAUUUACUAAAACAAAAAUGCCCAACUUUAUUUAUUGCUGGAAAGAAGUCUGAAUAUUUAAUUGUGGAGAGGGAUAAAGAAGAAAUUAUGAAAAUAUUUCCAAAUGCUGAAUUUGUGGAAAUUAGAGGUGCUGGACAUUGGGUACAUUCAGAAAGACCAGCACUUUUUGUGCAACAUGUUGUUGAAUUUUUGAAGAAAGGGUAUUUUACUUUUGAACAAGAAAAAAUCAUUUAA